This is a messenger RNA of Salvia miltiorrhiza (redroot sage), 630 nucleotides long. RefSeq lists its product as uncharacterized. NCBI's taxonomy places the organism in Eukaryota, Viridiplantae, Streptophyta, Magnoliopsida, Lamiales, Lamiaceae. The transcript has a single exon. Bases 1 to 630 code for a protein of 209 amino acids. The record is from RefSeq and is a predicted model, not a curated record.
AUGGAUAUACAAACAUUCCAAGGGUUUUCAAAAGGAAGAUUGGAUCAAGUUCUACAAAGCUUGAGUCCAUUCAAAAGGAAGCAUCAUGUCUUCUUCGGUACAACGAGUCAGGAGUUGGCGCUUCCAAUAGAAAUAAUGAACAACCAAGUAGAGAUCCAAUUAAUUCCAGCCGAAGAUGUGCGGAGGGAUCUCUCAGAAAUGAAGCCAAAAGUCGCUAGAACGAUGAAAUGGAUUCAUAUCAGAGCAAUCCAGUUGGUAAUCAAGUCAUCACUUUCACCAGGGACAGAUACACAAUUUGAUGUUACAAUUUGUGACAAGAGGAUUACAAAUCCAAGAGAUGCAAUGCAGGGAGCCUUCUCAGGUAAUCUCUACGCCAAGAAGAUUGUAACCGAAUUAUACCCACAAAUUGCUUAUAAUCAUCAAGAUUCAGCCUUCAGUCGAGCCCUGACACUUUACCAGGACUACAAGAGGAAGGAUCUAUUGACAGGAGGAAAUAGGCCGUACUCGAUUACAUAUCAAGUAUCAUAUGCCUUAUCAAAUUCCCACCACACGGAUUUAUUUCUGGGGAAGAAUUUUAUUGAAGUCCCAGAAGUAUUCAAAGAAGUAGCCAAGACAAUUAGCCCUGACUGA